Molecule: messenger RNA, 1245 nt
Organism: Aplysia californica (California sea hare)
Lineage: Eukaryota; Metazoa; Mollusca; Gastropoda; Aplysiida; Aplysiidae
Product: decapping and exoribonuclease protein-like
Exons: 1
Coding region: 37-1245 (402 amino acids)
Biological process (GO): NAD-cap decapping; nuclear-transcribed mRNA catabolic process
Cellular component (GO): cytosol; nucleus
Molecular function (GO): mRNA 5'-diphosphatase activity
Source: RefSeq, a predicted model, not a curated record
UGUUUGUAAAAUAAAGACCGAUAUCUUGUGGUGACAAUGGAUCAAGGGGCUAGAUCAAGACAAACGGGUGCUACUGGUGCCCGGCCAAAGUUAACGACAUCUGUAAAACAUUAUGACAAACAUCCCAGCCCUAUCUUCAUCGAGCCAAGAGAAAUAGGAACGUUUAGUAUUGACAGCGAAGGAAAGUUUCAUCAUGAUGCCCGGCAGCUGAGAAAUUAUGUUCCUCCGAGAAAUCUAACAGAAUGUAGGUUUGAUCUGACGAGUGGCAUUGAGGAUAGUAUGAUGGAACGAGACGAGACGAACAGCAGAGAGGAGUUUAAAACGUUUCUUCACUGGAUUAUGGAAAACAAGAACAGUUUUCUGAUGGAAAAGCCUGCAAAAACCGACGGUGCUCGCCUAGGAGGCGGGGAUAGCCGAUUCCACAGGUCGGCCCCGGAUUUUGUUUGCACAAGAGGUCUGGUCAGCCGAUUGCUCCGUGUGCCUUAUCAAUACGCCAAUGAAGUUGAGUUGUCCGUCAUCAAGUUCCGAGGCACGUACUUCUUGUGUGAGAUUGAUCAGGUCUCCGCGCCAAUAUACCCCGAGAAAGAGAACAUGUACAAAUGGGGCUGUAGAUUUAAGCAAUAUGUCACUGCAGACAAAGGAAAAGGGAUACCGGAUCUGUCAAGACCCAUCAAAGCAAACGAGCGAUUUUAUUCUGUGGUGCGCUUUCAGUUAGGGCAACAUUCACUAGUGUGCCGAGGACAGGUGGACUGUGAGGAUCCCAGUCGAGAAGAAGGGAAUAGGUACGCGCAGCUUAGGAUUAUAAAGCUCCGAGAAGACAAAAAAGGGAAAGUGAAUUUCCUGAGAUACAAACUGCUCAGGGCGUGGGCACAGGGCGUCUUGGAAGGGGUCCCGGUCUUUGUGUAUGGCUUCUACUCCGAGGAGAACAACGUAAAGGCAAUGGUCAAGUCUGUUCGCAGUUAUGAAGUGAAGGACAUGCCACAGAUGGCGCACCACCCAGACGUGGCGGGACCGUGGAAACCACAUGUCUGUUGGAACUUUCUGGAAGCUUUCCUCGACUUUGUCAAAGCGAACAUCACAGAAGACAGUGAGAACUGGGUCUAUGAGUGCCGUAGAAAGCCCAGAGAAGACAUAGCAUUCGAGAGAAAGAGGAACAGCGAGGAACUGAACUAUCUUCCCGACUGGUUCACCAACUGGGGCGCGUGGGAGGACACGGUAAGAGCUCAAUCACCCGACGCUCACUAA